Molecule: messenger RNA, 2693 nt
Organism: Spodoptera littoralis (African cotton leafworm)
Lineage: Eukaryota; Metazoa; Arthropoda; Insecta; Lepidoptera; Noctuidae
Source: the annotation of a GenBank genome assembly
AGGUACUGAAUCUUUCUACCUGUAUUCAAGAAAGCUACAGAAGACCAAGAAUGUCCAAUCCUCAGUGGAAGAUGUUCCAACCGCCCGAAACACACUCAUCACCCUUGCAAGACAUUUUAGAUCUCCAGCAUUCUAACAUGCAACCCAAAGCAUCAUACCGUAAUGGUGAGUAUCCAAGUUCACCAAGGGAUAAUUACAACGGUCAAUCAAAGACUGGUGGUGGCAACCGCUUCUCUCUGGGUUACAAUAUUGACGGCUGUCCAAUGGGCGACUCGGUUUAUUCUUCUGGCUCUACUAACAAUUCUUCGUCUCAACAAUAUGACUCAAUGAAUCACCCACCUAUUAGAGAGACAGGCAUUAUUGAAAAGCUUCUGCACUCCUAUGGAUUUAUUCAGUGCUGUGAGAGACAAGCCCGUCUCUUCUUUCACUUCAGCCAGUUUAGCGGCAAUACUGAACAUCUGAAGAUAGGAGACCCUGUGGAGUUCGAGAUGACAUAUGAUCGUCGCACUGGAAAGCCAAUAGCUUCAACGGUGACUAAGAUUGCACCUGAAGUGGUGUUGAGUGAAGCCCGUGUAACUGGGACAGUAACUACAGAAGUAAAGGGAGAAGGCUCUGGGGACAAUACUGGAAGAAUUUCGUAUGAAAAUCGUGGUGAAUGUUUCUUUUUACCUUAUACUAAAGACGAUGUUGAGGGUAAUGUCACUCUGCGCACUGGAGACGCUGUCAGUUUCCAGAUAGCAACUAAUCAGCGUGGUACGUUGGGAGCGUGCCAUGUCCGCUUUGAAAAUCCUGUGCAUCCUGUCAAAUAUCAUGGAGUGGUUUGUUCCAUGAAGGAAAACUUCGGAUUCAUUGAACGUGCAGAUGUAGUGAAAGAGAUAUUCUUCCAUUAUUCGGAAGCUAAGACUAAAGAAGAGCUGGUCUUGGGAGAUGAUGUAGAAUUCAUCAUUCAAACUAGAAACGGAAAGGAAGUGGCUUGUAACAUAACGAAAUUGCCGAGCGGUUCCGUGGUGUUUGAGGAUGUUAGUCCGGAGAUAAUGCGCGGACAAGUGUUGAAGCCAUUGGAACGCGGGAGCUUGGUGCGCGUGGCUCAGAACGAUCCUCUGCCUGGCCGCAUCAGAUAUCGGGCAGCUGAUCACUCUGAAGUAGAGGUACCUUUUGGUGACAAGGACCAAUGUGGCGAGUUCACUCUACGCCACGGGGAUUGGGUCCAGUUUCAAGUCGCCACAGAUCGCAGGGAUCAAUUGAAACGUGCCACAAACAUCUCAUUGUUAGAUGAAUCAUUCAAUGUUUCUGGUGAACGGAGGGAGCAAGGAGUAGUGUGCUCUUUGAGAGAAGGAUUUGGAUUUAUUCGGUGUGUUGAGAGGGAACACACUAUGUUCUUCCACUUCGCCGAAGUGCUACGUCUUGGUCAAGAACUCAGUGUCGGUGAUGAGGUGGAGUUUACAGUAGACCCAUUGAGCACAUUCUCGAAUAUGAACAAUCGCCAAUCUGGCAUCCGCAUUAAGCAUCUCCCUCCUGGAACUGUGAAGUUCGAAACUCUGAUUGAGCAUGGCGCCCGCGGCGUUGUCACGAAGGAGGCUCAGCUUUAUCCGUCUUCCACUUCUAGCCCGUCUCGCCCCCCUCCAUCGGAAUACAAUGGCUUGAUAAGUUGGCAAGUAAACCAACAGACUAAGAAAUCCAUCCCAUUCUCAGCGAAAACAUGUGAAUCCAAAAUGCUCCCGCGUAAUGGCGAUGUUGUUACUUUUGACCUAUACCAGAUAAAACGAACAAAAGAGUUGGUGGCUAAGUCAGUACAAGUACAGCACAGUCUUACCAACGGGAAUAACAACAAUGGCGCCGGCAAUCGGCCUCUCAUGCAAGGCUUUAUUGCUGCUCUUAAAGAUGGAUUCGGUUUCAUUGAAACCUCGGACCAUACAAAAGAAGUAUUCUUUCAUUUUAGUAAUUUGGAAGGCAAUCCAGAUGGUCUGGAACUAGGCUGUGAGGUGGAGUAUACCUUGGGACGAGUGAACGGGUCUGGAGGCGGGUGCGCGAGUGCUGAGUACGUGCGGGUGUUACCUCGCGGCUCUGUACCCAUCGCAAAGCCGCUUGACCCUACACUCAACGGAACAGUCACCAGGACUUUGCGGGCUUUGAAUCCUGACCAAGCUCACUAUUGCGGAUUGAUUCAAGUAGAAGGUGGCACCUCGUACGAGUUCGGUAUAAUGGGAUUGGCGUGCAAGCGUGAAAUACUACAGGUCGGCGACCCAGUCACUUUCCAGGCCGACGUAGAGGGCCGAGCUACAAACAUUGUGCCAAUUAGGAAGAAGAGGCGUGCCACUGUUGACGCUAUUAAAGGUGGAUUUGGUUUCCUCUCCCUGGAGGCCGAGGAUAAUCGUCGCCUAUUUUUCCACAUGUCAGAAGUUCGUGGUAAUCCUGCAGAUCUACAGCCCGGUGAUGUGGUCGAGUUUGUAAUGCUGACCAACCCUAGGAAUGGCAAGUCGUCCGCUUGCAACGUCGUAAGAAUUGGUGGCAAAGGUUUUGCUGGGGGCAAGGCCAGGUGCGAACGCCCGGAGCGUUUGUUGGCGCGGCUUCGUACAGCCUCGCUCGAGGAUUCUAGUGGACCACGGGUAGUCGUAUUGCGCGCCCCUCGUGGUCCCGAUGGUACUCGUGGUUUCCGCCCACGGCGACCUGUCGCAGAACAACUAGCUGAGUAA